Molecule: messenger RNA, 342 nt
Organism: Acanthoscelides obtectus
Lineage: Eukaryota; Metazoa; Arthropoda; Insecta; Coleoptera; Chrysomelidae
Source: the annotation of a GenBank genome assembly
UACACAUCUAAAUCCGGAAAAAAUAUGCCUGCAGGGCGGGGUUAUGAAUGUGACUGCAAAAAUAGAUGUACAAGUAAAAUCUCAGUCGAAGAAAAAGCAAACAUUCUUGAUAAAUUUAACAACUUGGCUGAUAAAAAUGUGCAAGAUUCCUAUCUUUUUGGAUUAAUAACAGUGAGGCCUGUUGCAAGAAGGCGACCAGAUAUUAUGAAAAAGCGACUUUAUGGAAAGGGCCAUCCGAUUGAAGAUAUCUUAACUGAUGCUGAGUUAAUUCAAGCAUCAAAACGAAACUCAUCCUUUCAUUAUAAGGUUAGUUGUUAUGCAAAUACUUAUUUACUGACGUAG